AUGUACUCUUUCUCUGUCUCCGUCUCGUUUGGUAGCUCCAAAUUUUCGUUCCCCGGUCUUAGCUCGCAAAUACCCAACGAACGUGAUCAAACCAGCGACAGUGGCCAACAGAAGCAAAAAGACGAAACGUAUGUCUCCCAGGGAUUCGUGAUUGGCGCCUUCCUGGCCAUCUUCUUCGCCCAGGUUGGGGUUAACUUCCUGCAUGCUGUUCGAGCCGGCAGACGCAGACGACGGUUUAUGGAAAUGCAGUUUCCGCAGCCCUUGCCCCAGCGGGAUCAGGAGCAAGACCGUGCCUUCAAUACAGAUCCUGGGAUCAAUACGAAUGCUAGAGAGGAAGGUGCACGAGAUGAUGCGGAGGGACGCCCCGUCACAGGAAACGCCCCUAGUGUUGGAUAG
Molecule: messenger RNA, 396 nt
Organism: Penicillium roqueforti
Lineage: Eukaryota; Fungi; Ascomycota; Eurotiomycetes; Eurotiales; Aspergillaceae
Exons: 1
Coding region: 1-396 (131 amino acids)
Source: RefSeq, a predicted model, not a curated record